AUGACACGGUCGCUUCCAGACCCGAGCUUGGCCACUUUUGAUCCAAAAAUUGAAAGAGCUUUAACUUGUAUAAGGCAAGCUCGGCGCCGGCUAGCUUUCGUGCAUAGUGAAUCGGGCUCUCUUGAGGAUCACUCCCAUUCACUAUCACCACCAAUCCGUGACCAUCAUUCUCCAAUCAACGAGGAGACUCUCUAUUUAUCUAUGGGGAGUACUGAAUUAUCUUUGAGUGACUCAGGUGACAUCGACAUGGCGGAUCCACCGCGAAGGAUCACGUUGAAGGAAGAUGGAGCUCCUGAUCUUGCCUUGCAACCACUUCAUAUUCUAUAUCUGGCCUUGGAUCCGAAUUUUGAGCUUAAGUCUGGCACAAUCAACUUGCUCCCCAAGUACAGUGGGAUGCCUGGGGAAGAUCCUCUGAAGCACCUUAAGGAUUUUCAAGUUGCAUGUGCAACUGCGAGAAGACAUGGAGCAGAUGAAGCCGCGGUAUUGGUCUUCGCUUUCCCUUUCUUUUUGGAGGGAAAAUCAAAGGAGUGGUUUUAUACUCAGCCAGGGAAAGUUAGAUCCAAUUGGGACUUGUUGCGGAAAGAAUUCUUGGAAAAGUUCGACCCUCCUCAGAAAAAAGACAAGCUGCGAAGAGAGAUAUCUUGCAUUGUGCAGCGAGAUGGGGAGACUUUGUAUGGAUAUUGGGAGAGAUUUAAGAAGUUGCUGGAGACUUGCCCUCACCACCGGAUUGAUGAGUUGGUUCUGAUCAGUUAUUUCUGUCAAGGAAUGCACCACCAAGACAAGCUUCUCCUGGAUGUUGCAAAUGGAGGAUCGUUGACCAAAACUAAGACCACAGUAGAAGCAUGGGAAGUUAUAUCAGACCUAUCAGAUUUAACUCAACACUCUAGAGCAAGGAGUUCGCCACCAAAAGCUGUGAGCGGGGUUUCUCCUUCCGGAGAUGCUAUUUUGACUAAGACCCUUGGUGAGAUUACGAUUUUGUUGCGGCAAAUCACCCAAGGGCAACAAAUCCCUCAAACUUUGAUAAAUACUCCACCUCAACCUCCUAGGACCGAAGGACCAUCAAGGAUAUGUGGUGUUUGUACUUGUACUUCUUAUUACACCGAUGAGUACCCUCAAAUCCAAGAGGACACUACAUUGGCAGUUGUUAACCCUUACCUGCAAAAAUCCAAUUACAACCAAGGAUCCUACCCACAAGGAGCUUCAACCUCAAGUAGUUUGCCCUCCCAACCUCAACCCAAUCCUAAAGGAAGCAUAAAUAUCAUUACUCUUAGAAGUGGUACUAAGUUGGAUAAGAAUGUGGCUAUACCUUCAAGGUUGAAUGAGGAGACAAAUAAUGAGGAGGUAGGAGAUAAAGUAGAGAUGAUGAGGAGUGAAGAUGAAAAUGUUGAUAAAAAUGAGGAAGAACCACCGAAGGUCAAGGAGCCAAAGAGAAAGACCUUGCUUGAAGAGCCUUUGCCCAUCCCAUUCUCAACUUUAGCCAAGAAAGCAAAGAAGCAAGAAGAUCUUGACCCCACUGUGGUGGAAGUUUUUGAGAAAGUUAAAGUUACCGUCCCUCUCUUUCAAGCCAUUCAACAAGUGCCGAAAUAUGCCAAGUUCCCCAAGGAUAUUUGCAGUCACAAAGACAAGCUUCGCAACAUCAACAAAAAGCCGAAAGAUGAUUCUAUCUCCUCUUUACUUCCUAAAAAUGCAAUGAUCCCGGCCCAUGUUUGGUUACUUGUUUGA
Molecule: messenger RNA, 1722 nt
Organism: Arachis duranensis
Lineage: Eukaryota; Viridiplantae; Streptophyta; Magnoliopsida; Fabales; Fabaceae
Exons: 2
Coding region: 1-1722 (573 amino acids)
Source: RefSeq, a predicted model, not a curated record